This is a messenger RNA of Aspergillus caelatus, 210 nucleotides long. RefSeq lists its product as uncharacterized. The record is from RefSeq and is a predicted model, not a curated record. The coding region runs from base 1 to 210 and encodes 69 amino acids. The transcript is spliced from 3 exons. NCBI's taxonomy places the organism in Eukaryota, Fungi, Ascomycota, Eurotiomycetes, Eurotiales, Aspergillaceae.
AUGCCUGACUUCCUAAUCGACCUUCUCAAGCGAAACAAGUCUGCAGAAACCAAGCAUUCACUGGACGCUCUGCAAGACUCGGCUUCAGAAAUGACAUUGAUCGAGAAAGCAAAAGCAAGACCGUAUCACAUACAAAAGAACAAAAACAGACAAACAAACACGCAUUUCAAUCCGGCCGAUCUUUGUUUCGGCUCAUGUUGCCGGAACUGA